UGAUCUCAAAUUUUGAAACAAUUUGAAAGGCAAAAGAGAGGAGAGGGAGGCGGGAUACACCACUUCUCAAUUCAACAUAAGCAAACGGUUAACUUUUCUUUCUUCCUCUCAGACGAAAAACAAGUCAAGAAAGAUCCAUCAAAAUGGCAUCUCUCAAGCUCAAGGGGAAAACAGGAGAUCAACUUAACUCCAGUCGUUGUUUGAAAAUUUAUUUCCAAAAUGAAAAUCCCAAAAAUGAAGCAUCUACCAUGACGAAACCAGGAGUAGGUAGCAAAGCAGCCGUUUUAACUACUGCAAUCGAUUCAAAGGGGUCUCUGAAGAACAUGACCAAGAUUAAAGGCAAGCGCGAUAGUUCUGAAAAUAAAAUAGUUCAAAGAAAGGCACUGUCAGAUCUUAGCAACCUUACUUCUUUUGUUUCUUCCACGAAAGUUUAUGAUGGCUCUAAAUCAAUGAAGAAUGAGAGAAGUGCCUUGUUGGAACGGGUUUCAAUGGCUUCGGCUGCAAAAACUGCUAAUGUCUCAUCCAGGAGAUCUUUCAAGGGAAAAGAGAGGGACCAUCUAAAUCAAGGUGCUGUUGUUCAUACUUCAAAGACAGAAAGUAAUAAAGAUGUGAAGACUUCCUUGAGUGUCCAAAGUGUUACAACCAAGAAUUCAGAUCGUAAAUCUGUUCUUACCACCAGCAGGACAACCAAGAAUCCACUUCCACCCUCAAGGAAGUCUUUACCGGUGUUGAAAAAGGACAAAGCUACAGAAGCUCGUAGGAUUACAAGUAAGUCUAAAGUCUGUGAGAGUGCUUCACAUCAAGCAAGCUAUGGAAAGAACCAUAUUUCAAGGAAUAGAGGGAGUGAUAGCUUUGUAAUGAUGGCUACUAAAAGUGGAUCUAAUUCAGCUGCUCGUAUAUUGCCAAGAUCUUUCAAGCCAAGUGUUAAGACUGCACUCAGGCCUUCUAAUACUCAAAGAGCAUCAAAAUCGAAGUGUUCUUCAGGUUUGAAAAAACAAGUAUCUGUUGCUGCAAUCUCAUCCAAGAAAGACAUAGAAUGUACUCUUCCAGCAAAUAAUGUAGCAGCAAUUUCCAGUGAAGCUAGCCAAAAGGAUCUUAUGUCUAAUGGCAAUAGUGAUGCUAGCAUCAACAUGCCUGAUAUCCUUACUAGAAAGAAAGCCAAACGUAGGAGAUCUUAUACAUCCUUAUUGAUGACAAGAUCAAAGCUAUUAGAGGGAAAUGGAGUCAAAGAAGAAGAAAAGCUACCUGGCAUUGAUAAAGAUGACAAUCCAUUGGAAGUUGCUCAAUAUGUUGAUGAAAUUUAUCAGUACUAUUGGACUACUGAGGCGUUGAAUCCAUCUCUGGAAAAUUAUAUGUCAAUACAGAAAGAUAUUACGCCUCAAAUGAGAAGCAUACUGAUCAACUGGCUGAUUGAGGUGCACCUCAAAUUUGAUUUAAUGCAAGAAACGCUUUAUCUCAUGGUCACUUUGUUGGAUCGAUACCUCUCAGAGGUCCAAAUAAAGAAGAAUGAGAUGCAGCUGGUUGGUCUUACUACACUUUUACUGGCAUCAAAAUAUGAGGAUUUUUGGCAUCCUAGGGUGAAAGAUUUAAUCAGUAUAUCAGCUGAGGCUUAUACUAGUGAACAAAUGCUCAAAAUGGAGAAGCUUGUCCUUAAAGAGUUGAAGUUUCGCCUAAAUGCGCCUACUCCCUAUGUCUUCAUGUUGAGGUUUAUAAAGGCUGCUCAGUCAGACACCAAGCUUGAACAUCUAGCCUUCUACCUCAUUGAGCUGUGCUUGGUUGAAUAUGAAGCUUUGAAGUUCAAGCCUUCCUUGCUAUGUGCAUCAGCUAUCUAUGUUGCUCGAUGUACCCUGCAAAUGUCUCCUCCUUGGACCCCGUUGCUUUGCAGACACACACGCUAUGAUGCAUCAGAAAUCAGGGAGUGUGCGGAAAUGAUAUUAAGAAUCCAAAGAGCUGCCAGUUCAGGGCAAUUGAAGGUGACAUUUGAGAAGUACGCGAGCCAUGAACUCAGUCAAGUUGCAAUGAUUACACCCUUGGGUAGGCUUCCUUGAACUUGAUUUUAGUUGAAUGAGUUCAAUUUUAGCAUGUAAGUAAAUAUAAAAGUGAAAUGUCAUAUAUAACACAGAAAAUAGUCCGUAAGCUUUCAUGUCAAUUGGAGUUGUGGUGUUGUAGUUGUAAGCUUGUUGAUUGUAUUGGAGGUAUUGUUUCCUCCUUUUGAGUUUGAGAUUGAUGACUUAAUGUAAUGAUGGAUCAUGGGUUCGUACUUGAUCGCCUUCUUGAAUUAGCUCCACUUUCUUGCCCA
Gossypium raimondii (Peruvian cotton) is the source of this 2299-nucleotide messenger RNA. RefSeq names its product putative cyclin-B3-1. The coding region runs from base 144 to 2048 and encodes 634 amino acids. Gene Ontology annotation, biological process: regulation of cyclin-dependent protein serine/threonine kinase activity; mitotic cell cycle phase transition. Gene Ontology annotation, cellular component: cyclin-dependent protein kinase holoenzyme complex; cytoplasm; centrosome. NCBI's taxonomy places the organism in Eukaryota, Viridiplantae, Streptophyta, Magnoliopsida, Malvales, Malvaceae. The record is from RefSeq and is a predicted model, not a curated record. Gene Ontology annotation, molecular function: cyclin-dependent protein serine/threonine kinase regulator activity. The transcript has 23 exons.